UCCAAUCCUCAAUCACUUGUGUGAGAAGGACGGCUGGUUGCAUUGUGUACAGUGGUGGUACACUGCUAGGUGGGUUAGGAAAUAGGACUAUUCUUAAAUAAUUUUAAUCGAGAAUAGAACUGGUGAUAUCCUUUAGAUUAAAGAUUACGUAAAAAAGGGUUAUUUUUAACAUGUCCGUACGAAAAGCAUCCCACGCUGGCAGCUGGUAUUCUGAUUCGGCUAAGGAACUUGGUCGUCAACUCGAUGGGUGGCUAGAUGCAGCCAAUUUCUCACAUGGACCAGCAAGGGCUAUCAUUGCACCGCAUGCUGGCUAUCGUUAUUGCGGAUCUUGUGCAGGUUUUGCAUACAAACAGAUUGAUCCUACAAAUGUGAAACGUGUCUUUAUUCUAGGGCCUUCCCAUCAUGUAAGGCUGUCUGGAUGUGCCCUCUCAUCUGUAGCCAAAUACCGCACUCCAUUUUAUGAUCUCACCAUUGAUACACAGGUGUAUAAAGAACUACAGGGUACUGGCUGCUUUGAGUGGAUGAAUCUGGAAACAGAUGAAGAUGAGCAUAGCAUUGAAAUGCAUCUGCCUUAUAUUGCCAAAGUUUUUGAAAAUCACAGAGAUUUUACCAUUGUCCCAAUUUUGGUUGGAUCGCUGUCUCCGGAACGUGAAACCCACUACGGAAGACUCCUUUCCAAGUAUCUCGCGGACCCCAACAACUGUUUCGUCGUUUCAUCGGAUUUUUGCCACUGGGGUCAACGAUUUCGUUACACCCACUAUGACAAAGCAUGCGGAGAAAUUUUCCAGUCUAUCCAAAGGCUAGAUCGAGAAGGUAUGUCCAUCAUUGAAACACUGGAUACGGCUGGAUUCACCGAAUAUUUAAAAAAAUACGGCAAUACCAUAUGCGGUAGACAUCCAAUCGGAGUCCUGUUAAAUAUGAUAGAUCAUAUCCGUCAAACCACAAACGGCUUGAAAAUGUCACUCAAGUUUGUGGAUUAUGCUCAAUCGAGUCAAUGCCGCUCCUUUAGCGACUCGUCAGUCAGCUACGCGUCUGCUGCUCUACUAAUCGAAUGAAUAACCUUCAAGCAUCUAAAUUUAUAGAGCAUUGUGUUAAGUUAGGGAACAAGACAGCAAUUUCGUUCUUAGUUAAUUGGGAAAGGUUAAGAAUACUAUAUUCCUGACUUCUUGAAAUCCGCGCUAUAAUUUGGAUUGUUCGUGAAUAAGUUACAUUUAUUUACUUUAAUCUAGUUUAAUGAAAGGCUGGAUUGCAAUCUUAA
This is a messenger RNA of Daphnia pulex (common water flea), 1258 nucleotides long. RefSeq names its product protein MEMO1-like. Lineage: Eukaryota; Metazoa; Arthropoda; Branchiopoda; Diplostraca; Daphniidae. The coding region runs from base 171 to 1055 and encodes 294 amino acids. The transcript is spliced from 8 exons. The record is from RefSeq and is a predicted model, not a curated record.